GUCUGCUUUAGGAGUCGCGGGAAAUUAGAACUAAAUCGAUAACCGUCUGAUCGAUCAUCAAAAUAAACUUUCCAUGGGCAAACCAGCCGAGUUGAUGGUUCAGUGAGCAGGAUGGAGAGCAAUGUGGAGGAGCAGCUGAGGACAACACUGCACUAUGAUGAUAAGGAGAAGCUUCGUAGGAAGUUGGCACUUUUACAAAGGGAAUAUCUCAGAACAGCCCAGAGACUCCAGCGUGCUGAGCGUUUGGACGCAGUGCGUAGACAUGUGAGGAGCAUGAUCACACAGCAGAACCAGCAGGACCAGAGAGACCCAGAGGUGACAUCUAACGCAUGUCUCGACCCAUCGUCACAGAACACUGCCAGUGAAACGGCCCAAGGUGUACCUCAAUGCCAAGGACACACAGAAGGUCUGGUAGUUUCUGAUCACUUUAGGAGGAGCCAGGUGAUCAGGUUCUUGCUCCCCUCUGAUGCUGCUUGCCCACAAACCCCAGAUUCCAGCCAUGACACAGCUAGAGGUCACAGACCCAGCUCUGCCCUGCGCCUCAGGUCUCGGCGCAGCCGCCUCCGCUGGGAAAGGAGGAGUGCAGAGGCUGGCAGGAUUACAGACAACAGUGAGGAAGGACAGGAGGAGAGUGAAAGCAUGGAUGGUGCUAGAACAGAAGGAGAGGAAGAGAAAAUCAAGUCUGAGGGAACAGAGGUUGUGAAUGAAAGUGAAGAGCUGUUUUCUACUUCAGAAUCUGAGUCUCCCUCUCUGCUGCUUACACACUGGAACACUAAUAUGCACACUGAAACAGCAGAUAUGGAGGGAAAGGAGAUGCAAGGAUGUCCAGAACAAAGGGAAAAAGAGAGUGAGAUGAGAGCUGAGGGGAAAAAAGAAUCAGAGUUGACAUCAGUGCUGCUCAAAUGUUGUAAUUCUGCUAUACACUCUGAAGAAAAGGGACAAGACUGCACACAGAAUGAAAGAAAAAAGGCGAUGGAAGGAGGAGACAAUGGUGAAAAUAGUGGAGGACAGAGAGAAGUAAAGCUUUGUGAGGACAACAGUAAUAAGGACAUGGAACAAAAUCCAGCAGAGAAAAUAGAAAAUGAAAAAAGGCAUGAAAAUACCAUGGAAAUCAAAGAAGAAAAGAAUGGGAAUGAAGGGGAUGGAAAGACCGUGGGUCUCCUGGACUCCUGUACCCUUGUGGAGGGACUACUUUUCCCAGCGGAGUACUACGUCCGCACCACAAGGCGUAUGACAUUUUCACAGAGUCAGCCUGACAUGCAGGCCAUCAUACUCUCUCAGCUGAGCGUGGGACGAAACCGCAGGAACCGGGGCCGUGGCAGAGGAUUGAACAGGCACACAUACACCAGUGAAUAUUCAGAACAACACACUCAAACAGAUCUCUCCUCUCUGAAACCUGCCAUCUGUAGAUCCUCAGAAAGCAUCACAUAUGGUAACAGUCAGAGCUCUGGUGAGAUUUCAGAUAAAAACUCUGCUAGUCAGACCAAUAUGGACACUUUUUCAUCCCCUGCUGUCGGCACUACUCGUCCAGGGAGAGGAAGGAGGAGAAAAAGAGGCAGGGGCAGAGGAAGAUCUCAGACCCCACGAUCCUCUCAAAGUCGAACGGUCUUUGACCAAACCUCAGAUGAUCCCCAGCCCACCAGCACCCCAGUCUCUUCCUCCCCAUCUCUCCCAUGGAACCUUUGCAGGCUAAAGCCUUGUCUCACUCCUGGGGAGUCUGUUCCUGUGCCAGAUGACCCCCAGCUUGUGUCCACCCCGAGCACAGCUACCCAGCCUUCCUCUGAGACUCAGUGCAGCCCUGCCUCUGGACAUCUGGAGAAGGUGUAUCCCAUCUUUCUGAAGAGCAGCGGCAGGACAAACACUUCCACACAGAUGAGCACAGGUACAUCGAGCUGGAAAUCUCUCCUGUUGCCUUCCUCUCCACCAUCCCAAACUUCUCUCCUUCCCCUCCCAUCUCCGUCCCCCGGCUCCCUGAUCAACAACCUGAUGAAUUUUGACAUCCACCAAGAUUUUCAUCUCCCUGAUGACCAGUUUGCCUCCCUGAAGCUACACAAGCUUCGCCAAGUCGCUGUGGAAUCAGGAGUUGAACGUUUCACUUCCCCCUCUUAUAAUACUCGUAGUAGCAAUCGCCGCUCUCACCCUCGCUCCAGCACCAGCGACCCAGUGAUGCCGCUUCCUCUCCCACUCAGCCUCACACCCACGAUUGCUAAUUCACAGCAACCAAGAGCAGAAAAACAGGCUGCUACACAGUCUGUAGACAGCCAAAACUCGCUGAUAGACCACAAGUUUGCAAGCCAGUCCUUAGCUGAGGAGCCAUCCAAUGGUGAUAUUACAGAAACCCCUGGAGAGCAGCAGACUGAAAACCUCCAUGCAAAGACUCACACCACCUCAACAAAAUCUGUGUCAGUGGUUCACAAGUGUGCUGUUGACUGUGUAGAUAAGCCUAAAGAGCAAGAUAAUGUGACUUUAAAUACUCAUAGCCAGAGAAGUGUCUCUAUAGACCACCAUGUCAAACCUCAGCCUUUGUUAGAGAGACCUGAAGGCAAAGUGAAUGAUUAUGUGCAGUCAAAAGAACUUAAAAUAAAACAGCCUGCAUCAGAAAAACAAGCAGACUGUGCUGGUGUAGUCCAACCUUUAGAAGAUCAGAUGUCUACAAAUCACCAAACAGAGGAUACAGCUGUCAUCAGGACUCUUUCCUUUGAUUGCCCCCAACAGGAAACACCUGAGAAGCCUUUUAACAGCUGCACUGCUGCACAGACAGGAGAGUCUCCUGUGAAGCAUCUUAAUGUGAAAUCUCCAGCUAAAGAUUCAAAGGAGUCCUCUGAACCCACAACACAUCCUCUCAGAGAGAGAUUAGUGGAAAAUAACAAUCAGGACAAGUGUUCACCGCGUCAUAGCGUCCACUCUCAGCUCCUGUUGAGUCCUCUGGCCUCAGCACCCUGCCCCUUUAUAACCCUGCCCUCCUCUGCUGUCCUCUCUACCCCCACUCUGCCCUCCCUAGGACUCACCCCUCACCCUGUUACCGCCAGCCUCCCCCUGACCCCCUCUCCCUCUGCCCCAGCCCUCUCCCUGCCUCCUCCUCCCAGCCCAUCAACCCAGGCCCUCUCUCCUCCGGCUCUCUCUCCCUGUCCCUCCAUCACCUCCCUCCCUCCGAGCCAGCCUCCAGUCUCCCCCUCCAGUCAGAACCAGGCUUCAUCUGAACCAUCAGAUACAGGUGCUCAGUGUCACAGGGUUGAACCGCCUACCUGUCCUACUGCCUCCAGCAUCCAGUCGCAGGGCACAGGUGGGCAGGUUGGCUCGAGAACAGAGGAAACCGCAGAGCAACGUGUGAUAACAUGCACUCACACAUUGGAGGCCCCAGCAGGAGGCUGUCUGGUGGAUGCAUGCUGUCUGUCUGGACCCUCAGGCAGUUUGUGUGUAGCAGCAGCAGGAAAAUGGGCAGUGUGUCUGUGGAGUCAGACUUCAGCAUCUGAUUGGAGCCUAACACACACCUGGACUUUCAAUCGAUGUGAGUGUUUUCCAGUGAUAAAUGUAUUCCCUGUCCCUGAUGCUGCUGGGCUGAUGUUUGUGACCCUGGGUCAGCUUGAAAUCAGAGAAGUGAGGAUGCUGUCGUGCUCCAGCCUUACACAAGUGCUGCUGUGCGAGGGGGUCGUCCAGGCUGUUGUAGGUGUGUCCAAGUCCAGAGUGGUUACCUCCUCGCACUCAGCAACAGGCUCCACCCUGCAGGUGUUUGACAUGUCAGACAACAGCAGCACGCCAAGCUCUCAGCCUCUUGCAUCUGCUGGUGUUUGUGUCGGGGCCCUCGCUCCAGUGGAUGGAUUGCCUGAUGCUCUGAUUGGCACAGAUGAGGGUGGACGUGUCUUAGUCUGGAAUUUGAAGACAGGACAGCUGCUGCGUAGAAUCAUCCUGGGAGAAGGUUUAUCACACACGGCCUGUCUCAGAGGAUACUCCUACUGCGGAGUGUUAUUUGUCCUGCUGCAGCAUCAGCUGCUCAGCUCCCUGGAGGAAGAAGAAAAGGAAGCCACAGCAAAAGAUGAAAUGUUUUCAGAGGAGGAGAAGGAAGAAGAGAAGAGGAAGAAGACCGCCCUGUUCUCCUUGGUCGCCAUUAACCCUCUGAGUAGUAAAUCUGUCCUAGCUACUCGACUGUAUCCGCCCAAAGCCUGGUCUGGCAGACUGUGUGAAGCCGACGUCAACAGCUCCAGCGUGGUCGGUCUGAGUCAGAGCGGCUGUGUGUGUGUGUGGGAGCUGGGGCGUCCGGGAGCCUCGAGGAUGGUGUGGGCUCCUGAGAGCGAAGGCUGGCAGCUGGCUCGCUGGGGGGGUCGAGACACACUGGUGACCAGCCAUCUCAACGGAGAUGUUACCUUACACUGCUACAGCACGAGUCUGACCUCGCUCUGCCAUGAAAGCACAAACUCUUAGAUCAUUUUUUAUCAAACAUAAAGGUUUUUCUGUCACUGUGUGAAUGUUUACAUGAAGAUUUUAACACGGCUUCAGUGUAGAAACACCUUCAAAUUUUAACAUUUGUUCAUUCACAUGAUCCUGAAUGCAUCGCUGACGUUCUGUCUUCCCUUACAGACAUUUCAGUUUGAUGAAAUUCAACUUAAAGUUACAGGAUUCUCUCUAGGCCACAGUUCUGCUAAAAUAUGGAGAGUAUUAUACUGCACCGAUAUUCAGUGGCCUGCUGGUAAAGCUUUAUUUAGAAACUCUAUCCUAGAAAGACUGAACUGUUAAAGGUGGAGUGCUGCUAAAAUAUGCUUGUAUCCCUCCAGCCUUUGGAUAUAUUGUUUUUAGAAUACCAGUACCACACACUGGAUACAUCUUAACUGAACCAUCAAGUAGACAUUGUGCGACAGUGUCUACUUGCUGGUGAGUUUUCACUUUUUAGAUCACUGUAACCCCAGCCUGAAAAUCAACUUUGUGUUUUAUUACCGUUGCUGUUCUGACUGUUCCUUGCUUACUUGAACACAUGUUGUUAUGUUUGUUAUAUUUAAAGAAAAAAAAGUGCCAAAGUUUUUUAUAAGAAUAAGAGAUUCAUUAAACUUACACUGUUUUAGAUGGCU
Lates calcarifer (barramundi perch) is the source of this 5060-nucleotide messenger RNA. RefSeq names its product partner and localizer of BRCA2 (gene palb2). Lineage: Eukaryota; Metazoa; Chordata; Actinopteri; Centropomidae. Gene Ontology annotation, biological process: double-strand break repair via homologous recombination. Gene Ontology annotation, cellular component: nucleoplasm. The record is from RefSeq and is a predicted model, not a curated record. Gene Ontology annotation, molecular function: protein binding; DNA binding.